This is a messenger RNA of Cucurbita maxima (winter squash), 932 nucleotides long. Its product is annotated as bidirectional sugar transporter SWEET4-like. Gene Ontology annotation, cellular component: membrane. Gene Ontology annotation, biological process: carbohydrate transport. The record is from RefSeq and is a predicted model, not a curated record. Gene Ontology annotation, molecular function: sugar transmembrane transporter activity. The transcript is spliced from 5 exons. Lineage: Eukaryota; Viridiplantae; Streptophyta; Magnoliopsida; Cucurbitales; Cucurbitaceae. Bases 83 to 877 code for a protein of 264 amino acids.
UGCAAACAUUAUCCAAAGCCUCUUCUGUUCUCUUUGGCUUUCUGUUCUUUGUUUCUUUCCUUCUUUCUUUUGUUCUUUCGCCAUGGUUUCUCCUGAUGCUGUUCGUACGGCGCUUGGAGUCUGUGGAAAUGUCAUCUCUUUCUUCUUGUUUCUCUCUCCUGUGCCGACGUUUAUCCAAAUAUGGAAGAAGAAAUCAGUGGGACAGUUCUCGCCGGUGCCAUAUCUAGCCACUUUGAUGAAUUGUCUAGUAUGGACAUUGUAUGGAUUACCAAUGGUGCACCCAAAUAGUAUGCUCGUCAUCACGAUCAACGGCAUCGGUAUCGUGAUCGAGCUCGUGUACAUAAUCCUCUUCUUGAUUUACACUAAUGAAAAAAAGAAGCGGCUACAAGUGCUAGCAGUGGUGUUGGGUGAGGUCAUCUUUGUGGCUCUCUUGACCAUCCUGGUUCUCACCACGGCUCAUACCUACACUCUUCGCUCUACCAUUGUUGGUUCCGUUUGCCUUGUCUUUAACAUCAUGAUGUAUGCUUCACCAUUGACUGUCAUGAAACUGGUGAUUAAGACAAAAAGCGUGGAGUAUAUGCCGUUUACUCUAUCCUUAGCUUCAUUUGGCAAUGGCGUUAUUUGGACAGCUUACGCUUGCAUCCAUUUUGACCCCUUCAUUGUGAUUCCCAACGGCCUCGGAACAUUAUCGGCCGUUUUGCAGCUCGUCCUCUACGCCGCCUUUUACAGAUCCACUCAGCGCCAAAUUGCCGAAAGAAAAGCCCAAAUUGGCCUCUCCGAGAUCGUUGUCGACGGCGGCUCCCUGCCAAACAAGGCCACCAGAGGCGGAGAUGCAACUACCCCUGUUUCUCAGACGACGCCGCCUCACAAAAAGUGAUCGGACGGUGGCGGCCGGUGACCGGAAAAUCCGUCAAACCCAAUUCAUAAUAAAA